Molecule: messenger RNA, 939 nt
Organism: Didymodactylos carnosus
Lineage: Eukaryota; Metazoa; Rotifera; Eurotatoria; Philodinida; Philodinidae
Source: the annotation of a GenBank genome assembly
AUGUCAAAUAUAUUACUGUUUCUUCUAAUACUGAGUUGUUAUGCAAACAUAAGACCUGCUGGUGCGUCAGAUAUUGGUGAAUUUUUUCAAACAUUCGGUGUUAAACUUUCCUCCGCAGCUCAAUACGUUAAAAAUGAAUUAUUAGAAUUCUAUCAUAAAAUUCGUACAUUCUUCAUUGGCCACAGUCAUUCUACUCAUCAUGCAAUGAAAAACAGAGGAUGUGGUAUUAGCGAUCACGAACCAACUGUGUAUGAUAUUGCUACAGUACCAAAAAUCAAAGGUGGUGAUGAUGCAUUGUGGCAUACUUGGCCUUGGAUGGUUGCGCUGUUUACAAAUCCUCGACACGGAUGGAGUUGCGCUGGUGUCCUCAUUAACACGGAUACAAUAUUAACUGCUGCGCAUUGUAAACUAAAUCCGUUGAAUUAUUAUACAAUUAGUUCAAUUCAUCGUCAUCCAACAUUUAAAAACUGUUGUAAAAACGAUUUGGCUAUAUUGAAAUUGAGCAGACAUGUUCUAUAUGGACCGAAAAUAAACUCUGUUUGCCUUCCACACAUAUUAUUACCCGAAGUGAACGAAAAAAAUGUUGUCAAUAAAACAGUGGUGAUUAUUGGUUGGGGUGAUUCAUCGACGAGUAAAAUAACAAAUUUAUUUAAAAGUUUCACAUUACAACAAGCAAAUAUUCAAGUUUUUGAUAAUCAACAUUGCAAAAAAUGGUUUCCGGGUGUUUUCGAUGAGAAACAUGAAUUUUGUGCAGGAGAUUAUCAACAGCGUGCAGAUACAAUGAGCGGCGAUUCGGGUGGUCCAUUACUCAUUCGAAACUCUGACAAUCGAUGGACUGUUCUCGGUGUCACCUCUUAUGGAUCAGCAACAUCAAACAAAGCUCCGGGUGUUUAUGUGAAACUAUCAGCCUAUAAAGAUUGGAUCCAAUCAUAUUUAUAG